This is a messenger RNA of Ceutorhynchus assimilis (cabbage seed weevil), 768 nucleotides long. NCBI's taxonomy places the organism in Eukaryota, Metazoa, Arthropoda, Insecta, Coleoptera, Curculionidae. The record is from the annotation of a GenBank genome assembly.
AUGUGCAAUGCUAAGUUCACAGCUACCUCAGCGCUUGCAGCCUAUGAGGAUGCGUUAGAUUUCCAUGAUAGAUCAAGGCUGUUUAAAAGAGGAUGUUGCGAAAUUACACCUCUGACCCAAGCUCAACUGAAAAACACCAAUUCUCUAAAAAAAGGUUCAACAGUGUCGUUUGCUGACGAUGAUCAGGAAGUUUUGGAACCUGCUCAAGAAAAAGAACCAACAAAACCACUGAAAACAACCGAAAAAACCGAAACGCUGACUUUCCUUGACGAUAAAAGUCGUAAGAAAAUGGUCAAAUCUGCCAGCGUCUCUAUACAAGAUACUUGUCCAUUUGUGAUAUCUCCCAAGCAUUUUUCCGAACAAGAAGGCUAUGCUGAUAUGUUAUCCAAAGAUCAUAGAAUGAAGACAUUUUUCGAUUUAGAAUUACGCAAACGUGAUGAAUUAUUGGAACUCCAUUUGCAAAUGCCUGGAAUGUUUAGAGAGCUGUUAUUCACCGACGAAGAAGAUGAAACAAUGUUGAAACUACAAAAUUUAGUACAAACUGUGCAUCGUUACAAUGAAACAACCCAAGAGGCAAUGAUGGACUUCAAAUUCAUUGGAGAUUAUUCCAGGAUUGUUAAAACACGAAUCGACGAUUGUUUUGGCGAAUUGAGGAAGGAAGUUUCCAUAACCGAAAAACAAGAAGCCGAAUAUAAGCCGAGGGCUAGCGAAAUUCGUAACUGUAACGCCUUUUGUGCGACAACAAAUUGUCCAACGGAGCGUUGGUAA